This is a messenger RNA of Pediculus humanus corporis (human body louse), 684 nucleotides long. Its product is annotated as platelet-activating factor acetylhydrolase ib, putative. The record is from RefSeq and is a predicted model, not a curated record. Lineage: Eukaryota; Metazoa; Arthropoda; Insecta; Psocodea; Pediculidae. The transcript is spliced from 5 exons. The coding region runs from base 1 to 684 and encodes 227 amino acids.
AUGAAUCCUUGCAUCAAUCCCAUUCCAGUGUCAGAUCCACAUGGAGAAGACAGGUGGUUAAAACAGCAUGAAAAAUUUAUUAGAGAAUCUCAAGAUAAAGAAUCAGAAGUUAUAUUUAUAGGAGACUCCUUAAUUCAGUAUUUGCAACUUACAUCUGUUUGGAUGAAAUGGUUUGUUCCUAUGCAUUCUUUAAAUUUUGGAAUCGGAGGAGAUUGCACUCAACAUGUACUAUGGAGGGUGUUAAAUGGAGAAUUUGAUUAUUGUAAACCAAAGGUAAUUGUAGUUUUAGUAGGAACAAAUAAUCAUGGAAAUACUCCUCAAGAAAUAUCGGAAGGAAUUUUAGAAAUUGCAUUGAAAGUUAGAGAAAAACAACCUGAUUCUUACAUAGUUCUUUUGGAGCUUUUACCUCGUGGUAAACAUCCGAAUUCGAAUAGAGUCAGAAAUGAAGAAGUUAACCAAAUAAUUAGGAAUUGUGGAAAAUUAAUAUCAAAAUGUGAAAUAUUAAAUCUUGGCAAAGAUUUAGUUCAAGCUAAUGGUGAAAUUGAUGACAGGGAUAUGUUUGAUUACCUUCAUUUAACAGCAGCAGGGUAUGAAAAAGUUUUUGAACCUCUUUAUGAAUUGCUAACACAACUACUUGCUGAAGGAGAACCAGAACCGGAUCUGGAUAAAAUAUUGCAGGACUGA